UGCCUGAGUAAAAGUCAACCAACAAAAAACCAGCGGAUUCACUCUUUCGAACGUAGUAGUCUCAUCUUGUUCGUCUUCUUCCGUUCUCCGAUCCUCUGGAAUUCGCUCAGGAAGAAACGGUGUUUGUUGGACUGAUCGAUCCGAUUGAAGUACCAUGGGAGGGGCUGGCCAUGGACAUGGAGGAGAAGGCGCUCAUGGCGAUUUCAGGAGCAAAGUCUGGAGCAUGCCCGGUGGGGCUUACUGUAGGCCCAAGCAUUGGCGUCGCAACACCGCCAUUGCUAUGUUUGGCGUCUUCCUCGUCUGCAUCCCUAUCGCCAUGAAGUCUGCUCAGCUCGAGCAACGGCCACAUAUGCCGGUACGCCCAAUUCCGUCGCAGCUGUGGUGCAAGAACUUUGGGACAAAGGACGAUUACGAGAAGGAGCAUUAAUAAGCUAUCGCUUUGACUGGUUUCUUGAAUCUGCAGAAGAUGGGAGGUCUUACGCUGGGCAGAUUUCAUCUGGGGGUACGACUGAGCCAAAGUAUUUGAUUCCGUUCCGUGUGAAUGAUAUAUAUAUAUAUAUAUAUAU
This is a messenger RNA of Tarenaya hassleriana, 566 nucleotides long. RefSeq lists its product as uncharacterized. The record is from RefSeq and is a predicted model, not a curated record. The coding region runs from base 155 to 427 and encodes 90 amino acids. The transcript is spliced from 4 exons. NCBI's taxonomy places the organism in Eukaryota, Viridiplantae, Streptophyta, Magnoliopsida, Brassicales, Cleomaceae.